This is a messenger RNA of Chanos chanos (milkfish), 2490 nucleotides long. It is a transcript of the gene nptna, whose product is annotated as neuroplastin a. Gene Ontology annotation, biological process: axon guidance; homophilic cell-cell adhesion; dendrite self-avoidance. The record is from RefSeq and is a predicted model, not a curated record. Lineage: Eukaryota; Metazoa; Chordata; Actinopteri; Gonorynchiformes; Chanidae. Gene Ontology annotation, molecular function: cell-cell adhesion mediator activity. Gene Ontology annotation, cellular component: axon; plasma membrane. The coding region runs from base 220 to 1404 and encodes 394 amino acids. The transcript has 9 exons.
UCCUGCCCAGGUGGCAUCAACUAGCCUACCCUCGCGCUAUUGCUAGGCGACAAGCUUGUGCGUGACCCGAUUGAAGCUCUGCUGAGGGUUGCCGUACAGUUGUAGCAAUUCCCUCUCCAAUCUCACUUCCCCAUAUAACACGACCGUCUUCUCUCCGUACAUCAUCCUGUCGCACAUUUUACAAGGUACCCUACCUGACGACCAGGGAUCGAGAAAAUAAUGUCCUUCCCCGGCAAUCCGGUGGUGAUCAUUUUCGGGGUCUUGGUGCUGCGGUCCGUGUCGGCUCAGAAUGCGGGGUUUGUCAAAUCUCCUCGGUCUGAGACUAAACUGACUGGUGAUACCUUUGAACUGUAUUGUGAUGUGGUGGGCACGCCCACGCCUGAGAUCCAAUGGUGGUACGCAGAGGUCAACAAAAUUGACAGUUUCCUGCAGCUUUGGGAUGGGGCACGCAGACGACGUGUGUCCAUUAACACAGCCUACGGAGUGAACGGCGUGAGCGUGCUAGCUGUCACACGCGUGAUGCUCGAGGACUCUGGGAUUUACGAGUGCCGUGCCAGUAAUGACCCACGCCGAAAUGACCUGCAGCAGAAUCCUUCCACUACGUGGAUCAGAGCCCAGGCAACUGUUACCGUGUUGCAGAAGCCAUUGAUCGAUGCUUCAGAUCACAUGAUCCUGCCUGUGGAUUAUCACAGCCCGCCAAUCACCCUGCAGUGUAACCUGUCCGUUUCCCAGAAUGCCCACCGUGAGAGCUACUGGAUGAGGAAUGGAGGGGAGAUCCCUGGCACCCGUUUAGAAGGAAUCAGGAACAGAGAAUACAAGCUCAGCAAACCACGGGCAGAGGAUGCAGGAGAGUACAUGUGUGUGUACACUUUUGAUAUGGCACCUUCAGCUAAUGCAACCAUUGAGAUUAAAGCUGCCCCUGACAUUACAGGACACAAGCGCAGUGAGAACAGGAACGAAGGUCAGCGUGCUAUGCUCUACUGUAAGUCUGUGGGUUACCCGCAUCCCGUCUGGACCUGGCGCAAACUGGACAACGGCGUCUUCUCUGAAAUUGACAAUUCCACAGGCCGCUUCUUCAUCAGCAACAAGGAUAACUACACCGAGCUGACAAUCAUAAACCUGGACAUCAGCAUGGACCCUGGAGAGUACCAGUGCAAUGCCACCAAUGCCAUCGGCACUGCAUCUGUGAACUCCGUCCUGCGUGUCAGGAGCUACCUGGCCCCUCUCUGGCCUCUCCUGGGUGUGCUAGCCGAAAUCAUUGUGCUAGUCCUCAUCAUCGUUGUUUAUGAGAAACGCAAGAAGCCUGAUGAAGUGCCUGACGAUGAUGAUCCAGCUGGGCCCAUGAAAACAAAUUCCACCAACAACCACAAAGACAAAAACCUACGUCAGAGAAAUACAAACUAAGACAGCCAUUACCAGUGUGAAGACAUUCAUAUCAUGACCAUAUGAACGUAAGUCAUGAAGGAAUGCAUUGGAGAGUUUAGAGAAGCAAAUGUGGAAUAAGAGAAAACUGAGGAUGAUGAAGGGGAAAACGACCACACAAGGCAUGCCUUAUGAGUUUAUCUCUAAGAAGAAAUAUGAAGAGCGUGAAAAGUGACUGAAACAGUGUGAACAUUUGGAACGUUUUUGCUGCAUGAUUGUGUUCUUUAUAUUAUCUUUUCCACUAGUUUUAGGGGUUUUUUUUCUACAAGUACAGAUGUAGUGCAUGCAAGAUAUUGAUCUGCCGUUUGAUACAGAUAUGGCUUUUUUUUCCAAUUGAUUUGUCUCUUUCAACGUGGCUUUUUAUGUAGCAUUUAUAUUUUACGUGAAUCUUAAGCUUUGUGACAUAAGCAGGAUUACCACCAUGUUCGGGUAUAGCAGUUUUUGUACAUUCGAUCAUUUCACUGCGUACCAUUUGAAAAGGUGGCAUAGCAUUCUCAGUCAUAUCUUUUUGAGUUAUGAGCGUCACUAACAGACAAGGGCUUUGCAGUGUCCUUCAGUAUUUGAUUUUUACAUUGAUGGCAUAUUUAUUUAUGUGUGGAUCAUAUCAUUGAAAGUACCUAUAGUAAUUUGAAUGCUAUUCAUAUGAUGCACUUAACUCUUUAAAAAAAAUUCCAAAUCUGUAACUUCAUUUUAUUAUUCUAUAUCUAUAUCUAUGAUGACUCAACAUAGCUAAUUGCUUUUUAUGUAUGUAUAUUAUACAGCAUGGCUUUUAUCCUAUGCAAUAUUUAUUCAUGUAUUAGAUUUACUGAGGAAAAUGAAAAUGGCAGUUUUUUUUAAUUAUUAUUCAGCUUUUUUUGUUGUGUAUUGAAGCUUUAAUACUAUAGUUGCCAUUAAUAGCAGAGCACACUAUCCAUCCAACUAAUGAAAUACCUUCUACACUAUAAGAUGUUGCCAUACACUGAGGGCAAACUCACGCUAACAGUACCUUGCAGAACAUAAUCUGGAAAUGGACAGAGUGAAUGAUCAUAAGACACAAAAUGUCAUUUUUAAGAAUUAAAGAGGUCCAAA